UCAGUGCUAUCACAUCUGACUUUCGCAGAGCUACCGACAGAGAAAGAGAAAAAGACGAGACAAAACGAACAGAAAAUGUACUCAAGAUCGAACAGCAUGACUCUGUCCAUCCAGUCCAGCCGCCAGGAGAGCUUCGCCUUCUCCACGAUGGCGGCUUCCCGGAGCAAAGAGCCGGAAAUCUUCACCUUCGAGCGGGUGCCGACCCAGGCCACCGCCGUGCGCUCUUACGCGCCGGUCCGGCCGAAGAAGCGCUGCACCCGGGUCAUGUACCCUGCCAAAGUCCGCAUGUACCUUCCACCAGCGGAGAAAAGCCCUGCCAAGCGCUGGCUGGUGAUCCUGUGCCUGGUGGUGCUGUGGCAGAUCUACACCGAGGAGCCCUGCGUGGAGACGCCGCUGGGCAGCGCUGACAGCCCGGUUGGCGACUACCAGGUUCUUCCCUUCCAAUCCGCGGAGGAGCAAGCGAGGCAGCUCACUGACAGCGCCGCCUCCGAGGGUCUCCCUGUGCCAGUGUCAGGCUGUAAGGGCAGAGUGGCCGGGCACAGCAGCUCCUCCUGGGAACAGAUCCUCCUGAACACCACCUGCCCCAGCCCCAGCCUGGAGACGGAGAUCAGCCGCAUGUACGAGCAGAGCACACGGAACGGCUACAUGGUGGCCCUGCUGGUCUACCACAGGCUGGGCAGUGAUAACUGAAGAGACCAUGACUGGUUCAGGA
Myripristis murdjan (pinecone soldierfish) is the source of this 712-nucleotide messenger RNA. It is a transcript of the gene ier3, whose product is annotated as immediate early response 3. The record is from RefSeq and is a predicted model, not a curated record. The transcript has a single exon. The coding region runs from base 76 to 690 and encodes 204 amino acids. NCBI's taxonomy places the organism in Eukaryota, Metazoa, Chordata, Actinopteri, Holocentriformes, Holocentridae. Gene Ontology annotation, biological process: negative regulation of apoptotic process.